Molecule: messenger RNA, 3630 nt
Organism: Aspergillus tanneri
Lineage: Eukaryota; Fungi; Ascomycota; Eurotiomycetes; Eurotiales; Aspergillaceae
Gene: RSE1
Product: DDB1/RSE1 family protein
Exons: 4
Coding region: 1-3630 (1209 amino acids)
Biological process (GO): mRNA splicing, via spliceosome
Cellular component (GO): U2 snRNP; nucleus
Molecular function (GO): U2 snRNA binding; protein binding
Source: RefSeq, a predicted model, not a curated record
AUGGCCACCACUUCACAUAUGUUCAUGUACUCCCUGACGAUCCAGGCCCCUUCUGCGGUCACUCAGGCUAUUUUGGGCCAAUUUGCGGGUACCAAAGAGCAACAGAUCGUCACGGCGUCGGGCUCGAGGCUCACAAUCCAUCGCCCCGAUCCGGCCCAGGGAAAGGUCACUCCUAUUUUCUCCCAAGAUGUCUUUGGCAUUAUCCGCUCUCUGGCUGCCUUCCGUCUUGCAGGUAGCAGCAAAGAUUAUAUCAUCAUCGGCUCUGACUCGGGACGUAUUACCAUCAUUGAAUAUGUGCCGUCUCAAAACCGUUUCAACCGAAUUCACCUUGAGACUUUCGGCAAGUCCGGUGUUCGUCGUGUGAUCCCCGGUCAAUAUUUGGCUGUUGACCCGAAAGGCAGAGCAUGCCUCAUUGCAUCGCUCGAGAAGAACAAGCUUGUCUAUGUGUUGAAUCGGAACUCACAGGCUGAGCUGACAAUUUCAUCUCCUCUCGAAGCCCACAAACCCCAGACCUUGGUAUUUAAUGUGACCGCCUUGGAUGUUGGGUAUGAAAACCCGAUAUUCGCGGCUCUGGAGGUGGACUAUUCCGAGUCGGACCAGGAUCCUACGGGGCAAGCUUUCGAAGAGAUCGAGAAGCUACUGGUGUACUAUGAACUCGACCUCGGCCUGAAUCAUGUUGUCCGCAAAUGGGCGGAUCCGGUCGACCGUACCGCAUCGAUGCUGUUCCAAGUGCCUGGAGGUGCAGACGGGCCCAGUGGUGUCCUGGUAUGUGCAGAAGACAACAUUACCUACCGACACUCAAACCAGGAUGCCUUUCGAGUUCCCAUUCCUCGGCGUCGCGGUCCUACAGAAAACCCCGAGCGGAAACGGACCGUCGUCGCCGGGGUAAUGCACAAAAUGCGGGGUGCCUUCUUCUUCCUUCUUCAGACUGACGACGGAGAUCUUUUCAAAAUUACGAUCGACAUGGUUGAGGAUGACAAUGGGCAGUUAACCGGUGAAGUGAGGCGGCUGAAGAUCAAAUACUUUGACACCGUCCCCAUUGCUUCCAGCUUGCUGAUCUUGAAAAGCGGUUUCCUCUUUGUCGCCAGUGAGUCUGGUAACCAUCACUUUUAUCAGUUUGAAAAGCUGGGUGAUGACGAUGAAGAGAUUGAAUUCAACAGCGACUCUUAUUCAGCAGAUCCGUCUGUUCCGUACGAGGCCAUCUACUUCCAACCAAGGGGUGCAGAGAACCUCAAUCUUGUAGAGACCAUCAAUUCCGUCAAUCCUCUGAUCGACAGCAAGAUUGUCAACCUCUCGGAUGACGAUGCCCCCCAGAUUUAUACGAUUUCGGGCACCGGGGCCCGCAGCAGUCUGAGAACCCUUAAACAUGGCUUAGAGGUCUCGGAGAUAGUUGAAUCGGAGCUUCCCAGCGUGCCUUCCGCUGUAUGGACGACAAAAUUGACUCGGGCUGAUGAAUUCCAUGCCUACAUUGUUUUGUCAUUCGCUAACGGCACCCUCGUUCUGAGCAUUGGUGAGACUGUAGAGGAAGUUACGGAUACCGGCUUCCUCUCUACGGCACCUACGCUUGCAAUUCAACAACUUGGAGAGGAUUCUCUGCUCCAGAUCCAUCCCCGCGGUAUCCGUCAUAUCAUGGUGGAUCGUCGGGUGAAUGAGUGGCCAGCCCCGCAGCAUCGCUCAAUUGUUGCGGCGGCUACCAAUGAGCGCCAAGUCGCUAUCGCUCUAAGUUCAGGCGAAAUCGUGUAUUUCGAGAUGGACGCCGAUGGGUCGCUUGCCGAGUACGAUGAACGGCGCCAGAUGUCUGGCACUGUCACCUCCCUCAGCCUGGGUGAGGUCCCCGAGGGCCGAGUUCGCAGUUCGUUUUUGGCCGUUGGAUGUGACGAUUCGACGGUCCGUAUACUGAGCUUGGAUCCAGACUCUACGCUGGAGAACAAGUCUGUUCAAGCGCUCACUGCCGCUCCGUCUGCCCUCGAGAUCAUCUCGAUGGCUGAUUCUAGCUCUGGAGGCACUACACUUUAUUUGCACAUUGGCCUUUAUUCCGGUGUCUAUCUCCGGACGGUUUUGGAUGAAGUAACUGGCGAACUCUCUGACACCCGCACAAGGUUCUUGGGAUCGAAGCCUGUUAAGCUGUUCCAGGUUUCCGUCAAAGGACAGACGGCUGUUCUUGCCCUCAGUUCCCGUCCCUGGCUGGGUUAUUCGGACAUCCAGACCAAAGGGUUUAUGCUCACACCAUUGGACUAUGUACCCCUUGAAUGGGGCUGGAAUUUCUCGAGUGAACAGUGCGUGGAGGGUAUGGUCGGUAUCCAAGGACAAAACCUGCGGAUAUUCUCCAUCGAGAAACUGGACAACAAUAUGUUACAACAGUCUAUCCCUCUCUCAUAUACUCCCCGUCGUUUCUUAAAGCAUCCCGAGCAGCCGUUGUUCUAUGUCGUCGAAUCUGACAACAAUGUUCUGUCACCGACCACUCGGGCCACACUAAUUGAGGAUUCCAAGACUCGAAACGGUGACACAACGGUUCUACCUCCUGAAGAGUUUGGGUACCCUCGGGGCACCGGGCACUGGGCCUCAUGCAUUCAAGUGGUAGACCCUGUAGAUGCCAAAGCGGUAAUUUCGACCAUUGAGCUCGAGGAGAACGAAGCUGCGGUCAGCAUUGCGGCCGUGUCGUUUACCAGUCAGGACGAUGAGACUUUCUUAGUGGUAGGAACGGCCAAAGAUAUGAUCGUCAACCCACCAUCCUCCGAAGGAGGCUUUAUCCACAUAUACCGGUUCCAGGAGGACGGUAAGGAGCUGGAGUUUAUCCACAAGACCAAGGUCGACGAGCCACCCCUUGCUCUUCUCGGGUUCCAAGGCCGCCUUGUUGCUGGCAUUGGACCGAUGCUUCGGGUCUACGAUUUGGGUAUGAAGCAACUUCUUCGGAAAUGUCAGGCGCAUGUGGUUCCGAAGACCAUCGUGGGACUUCAAACCCAAGGCAGCCGAAUCGUCGUGAGUGACGUCCGCGAGAGUGUUACCUACGUCGUGUACAAAUACCAGGAGAACGUCCUCAUCCCUUUUGUGGAUGACUCAGUUUCCCGAUGGACAACCGCAACCACGAUGGUGGAUUACGAGACCGUCGCUGGCGGCGAUAAGUUUGGUAACCUGUGGUUGCUGCGAUGCCCGAAAAAGAUCUCGGAAGAGGCGGACGAGGAGGGAUCGGGUGCACACCUGAUCCACGAGCGAGGCUAUCUCCACGGAACACCCAAUCGGCUGGAGCUUAUGAUUCAUGGGUAUGCCCAGGACAUCCCGACCAGCGUACACAAGGCGCAACUCGUGGCUGGAGGACGGGACAUCCUUGUGUGGACGGGAUUCCAGGGCACGAUCGGCAUGUAUGUGCCAUUCGUCGGCCGCGAGGAUGUUGACUUCUUCCAGAAUCUGGAAAUGCAGCUGGCAUCCCAGAACCCUCCCCUGGCCGGACGGGACCAUCUGAUCUACCGAAGUUACUAUGCCCCCGUGAAGGGGGUCAUCGACGGGGAUCUGUGCGAAACGUAUUUCUUACUUCCUAGUGAUACGAAGAUGAUGAUUGCCGCAGAGUUGGAUCGUUCCGUCCGGGAGAUUGAACGGAAGAUCUCGGAUAUGCGGACCAGGGUGGCGUACUGA